Molecule: messenger RNA, 4650 nt
Organism: Aphidius gifuensis
Lineage: Eukaryota; Metazoa; Arthropoda; Insecta; Hymenoptera; Braconidae
Gene: Nhe2
Product: probable Na(+)/H(+) antiporter nhx-9
Exons: 15
Coding region: 494-3601 (1035 amino acids)
Biological process (GO): sodium ion transport; proton transmembrane transport; regulation of pH
Cellular component (GO): membrane
Molecular function (GO): sodium:proton antiporter activity
Source: RefSeq, a predicted model, not a curated record
GUUCUUGUUGCAAAUCCAUCGUAAAAUAAUAUCAUAAUAUUGCAAAACGCCUGCGCAAAUUUUCAUCAACGAUCAGCUGGUUAAAGUGUGCAAGUAUUUCUACAUAGAAAAAAAAAGUGAAUCUAAUAAAUUAUCAAGUCGCAUGCUAUUCGAUUAUUUUAACAACAACCCUCAACAAUUUUCAAGUUAUUUAUUAAAUACCAAGUUACAAAAAAAAAUUAAAUCAAAAGUGCAUCAAAAAAAAUUAAUAAACCCAAGUGAAUAUUUGACUGAAUGUAAAAUUUCUGAUUAAACUACAAUGAAACGUAAAGUUAUAAAAAAAAAUUAUCGUUAUUUUAUAAAAAAACAAUGUCAUUUUGCCGUAUCACAUAAAGAUCCAACUGAUAAAAAAACAAAAAAGUUGAUAAAAAAAAUCUGAUUUGAAUAAUGAUCAAGUAAAAUCCAUUAUAAUUUUUUUGUUGGAUAACGACAGUAGCACCCCUUCCUAAAAAAAAUGGCAUACCCCGGUAAAUAUAUAAUUUUUUUAAUAUUAUUAUUAAUGUCAUUGUAUAAUGUUACAUUAUCAAGAUCAUAUGAAAAACGUAAAAUAAUAAAUGACAAUGGUAUUGGUGAUAAUCAAGAUUUAUCAAUGCAUGGACCAAGUGUUGAUGAACAAGCACUACCAAAUGAUUUACGUGUUCCAUAUCCUGGUAAAAAAUUUGGACCAAUGGGUCCAAUUGAUCGUACAUUUCCUGAUGAUACAUUACGUAGUCUUGAAAAUAAUAAAAAUAUUGAUAAUCAAAAUUUAGAUAAACAAUCUGACAGUGAUAAACCACUUCGUCAAUAUCAAGUAUUUCAUGUUGAAUUUCAUCGAGUUGAGACACCAUUUGUCAUUGGAAUUUGGAUUUUCUUUGCAAGUAUUGCUAAAAUUGGUUUUCAUAUGGCACCAAAAUUGAGUAAAAUGUUUCCUGAAUCAUGUCUUUUAAUUGUCGUUGGUGUUGUUAUUGGUGUUCUAUUAUUUCAUGCAAAUGCUGUGCAUGUAUCACCAUUAACACCAGAUACAUUUUUUCUUUAUAUGUUACCACCAAUAAUACUUGAUGCUGGUUAUUUUAUGCCAAAUCGUUUAUUUUUUGAUCAUCUUGGAACAAUUUUAUUAUUUGCUGUAUUAGGAACAAUAUUUAAUACACUAUCAAUUGGUGCAUCAUUGUGGGUAUUGGGAAAAGUUGGUCUAUUUGGUUGUACAACACCACUGCUAGAUAUGUUUUUAUUUUCUGCUUUGAUAAGUGCUGUUGAUCCAGUUGCUGUUCUAGCUGUAUUUGAAGAAAUUCAUGUCAACGAAAUUCUUUAUAUUGUUGUUUUUGGUGAAAGUUUACUCAAUGAUGCUGUCACUGUUGUAUUGUAUCAUAUGUUUGAGACAUACAGUGAAAUGGGUGUAUCAAGAGUAACUUAUACUGAAAUAUUAUCUGGUUUAGCAUCAUUUAUUGUUGUUGCUAUUGGUGGUACAGUCAUUGGAAUUUUAUGGGGUUUAGCAACUGGUUUUGUUACACGUUUUACAUAUCAAGUUCGUGUAAUUGAACCAAUAUUUAUUUUUAUCAUGGCUUAUUUAUCAUAUUUAAAUGCUGAAUUAUUUCACAUGUCAGGAAUACUUGCAAUUACAUUUUGUGGUAUUACUAUGAAAAAUUAUGUUGAAGCAAACAUAUCACAUAAAUCUCAUACAACAGUUAAAUAUACAAUGAAAAUGUUGUCAAGCAGUUCUGAAACAAUAAUAUUUAUGUUUUUGGGAGUUGCUACUGUUAAUAAUGAUCAUGUAUGGAACACAUGGUUUGUUGUUAUGACAAUUAUAUUUUGUUCUGUCUACAGAAUACUUGGAGUAAUGGUACUAACAGCAGUUGCAAAUAGAUUUCGUUUGCAUAGACUUGAUAAAGUUGAAAAAUUUGUAAUGUCAUACGGUGGACUUAGAGGAGCCGUGGCAUUCGCCUUGGUUUUACUGAUCGAUAAGAAACACGUGCCCUUGCAACCAAUGUUUGUCACAACAACCAUUGCUGUUAUUUACUUUACAGUCUUCAUUCAGGGAAUAACAAUAAAACCAUUAGUAAAAAUUCUCAAUGUUAAAAGAGCUGAACGACGAAAACCAACGAUGAAUGAAAGAAUUCACGAAAGAAUAAUGGAUCAUAUCAUGGCUGGAGUUGAAGACAUUUUGGGCAAGCAUGGAAAUUAUCAUCUCAGAGACAAAUUUAAACGUUUCGAUACAAAAUUUAUACGUCCUUAUCUUGUGAGAAAUCAUUGUGGAGCAGAGCCAAAAAUAUUAGAAACUUAUUCAAAACUUGCAAUGAAAGAUGCCAUAGAUUAUAUAAGACGUAAUGCAUCAACAAUUGGUAAUAUAAGUGGAACAGAAAGUAUGUCAGCUAUAUUUAGAAAUUACAGUAAUACAGGAAAUUUUAAUUCAAGUUCAAGUUGCAGUCAGCUUGAAUCUGGUUGGAAUAUUGAUCUUCAAGAACUUGAAUAUUAUCCAUCGAAAAAAGAUCUUACUGAAGCUAAAAUUCAUCAUCUUGUUGCUGAAGAACUUUGUAAACCAUACAAGAGGGUAAAACAUCGACGUCUCAGUUAUAGUCGUCAUGCAGUUGAUGAUCGAGAUUUAUCAACUCAAGUUAAUUAUAAAAUGCACAUGAAUAUUCGUCGUAUGAAGGGUGAACAUAAACAUCGUCAUAAACGCAGCAAAAAAUUAAUUAAAGAUGGUAAACAAAAUCAUGUAAGUUUUCCAGAAAUGCAACAGCAAAAUGGACUAACAAAAUUAUUUUCCGAAGAUUAUAUUGAUGGAGCAACUUAUGAAACAGAAUUAGGUCCAGAAGUUAAACCAACAAAUAAAGAUGUAGAUUGGGAUUCAGCAAUAACAUUUACUGCACGUUCUUCAGGUACUAAUUUUGAAUUAUUACCAAAUAAAAAAAACUUUAUUAACAGGUUCACUUUUAAAUUUACAGCUUCACAAAAUAUAAAUGAAAGCAACACGGACAUUACAGAUGAAGAUUGUGAUGGAAGAUUUGUUGUAUCAAGAAGAAAAAGAGAUGAAUCAGAGGGUGAAUCAUAUAAAGUUACAACACCAACAGCAACUGAAACAAUGUUACCAUGGAAACGUCAAGAUGAUUGUGAUUCAAUAAAACCAUUGCAACAAAAUGAAUUUCCAGCAUGGUGUUCAAACAAAGAAUACAUUGCAUAUAGUUCUCCAUCAGCAACAUUUUUAGGUGGUAUAGAACAACCAAAAGCUGCUGAAUCAAUAAUAGGUUUAUUUGCAAAACAAAGUGUAAGCUCAGACAUACCAGAUUUCCAGGACUCUGAUGAAACUGAUCAAGUAUCUGGUAUGAAAUUUUUAGAUGGACAUACAUCAACUAAAAAUCUUGAUGAAACAAAGUCUACUCGUCGACGUGGUUCCAUGAUGGAGCUUAAUACUGUACCAGUUAUAAAUGAAAGUUUUAAUAAUGGCUCACAUUCAUUACCAGAAUAUUGGAAUACCCAAAGAUUACGUAUACAAACAAGUACAUUUCCUUGUGAAACAACAAAAGCACCAAAUAUGUCAACUGUUUUAAUAUCAUCAUCAACUGAAUCAUCAGAUGAUUAUGAGGACUGAUUGUGGAUAGUGACGUUUCUCAUUGAGAUACGUUAAAAAAGUGACCUUUGCUUUAUAAUGUCGAAUAUUUUACGACUAUUAAGCUACUGACUAAUUAAUUUUUCAGUAUGAAUGACAACAUAUUAUUAAGAAUAUUUAAAAAUAUAUAUUAAAAACAAAUUUGUAGAAAUAGUUUUUCAAUUAAUUUAUAUAUUUAAUUUGUUUUUUUUAUAAUUUAUACAGACUCAAUGAUAUUUAAUAAGGAACAUCUUUAUGUAACACGAUGAUUUGCAACUGAUUAAUUGUCAAUUUUUAAAAUUAUAGAUUAAAAAUAUAAUCAAACGAAAUAAACAGUUGCAGUUAUUUGUAACGUUGUAUAUAACUGCUCAAUCGAAAUAUUAUGGAAAAGUUUGAAAAAAAGCUCGUUAUUAUUGCCCGGGAAAUAAACGUAAAGUUUUUUUUUUUUUAUUGAAAUUUUAAAUAAUUGCGGCAGUUAUAUCGCGAACAUAUAGGUGCCUUUAUAAAUAGAAAAAAAAAAUUAAUGUUAAUUAUAAUUUCAUGGUUUUUUUGUUUAUUGUUUUUCGAAAAAUUUUCGUUUUAUCGAUGAUGAUUUAAUCACGAUGUAAAUACAAAAAAAAAAAAAAAAAAAGUCUAUGCUAAAAUUACAUGAUUUCUAAAAUCAAAGAUUUAUGAAAUAUAUUUAUCACACUUUUACCAUUGUCUAGAAUUAUCUUACACACAUACACAUGCUUUGCUGCUAAUAAUAAAAUAGUUUUUAAAAUUAUAAAAAAAUUAAAAAUGUUCUACUGGGUUCUACUGGGAUAUCUCAAAUAAUUUUCAUUAGACUGUUAAACUAUAGCAUUUGGAUUUGCAAUAACAUUUAAAGUUUAUAGUUGAUGAAUGAGAAUUAAAAAAAAAAAAAAAAAAAUUAUACUUACUGGUAAUUAGAAUAAUUAAAUUGUAAAUUGAGUAAAAGAUAAAUUAAAAAAAAAAAAAAGACCAGUAUUGAGUAGAGAUGCACUCUAAACAUUAUCCUGUUAAUUUGUUAAAUAAAUGUUUAUUUUGUAUUU